Molecule: messenger RNA, 2878 nt
Organism: Toxorhynchites rutilus septentrionalis
Lineage: Eukaryota; Metazoa; Arthropoda; Insecta; Diptera; Culicidae
Gene: byn
Product: T-related protein
Exons: 5
Coding region: 877-2676 (599 amino acids)
Biological process (GO): regulation of transcription by RNA polymerase II; positive regulation of DNA-templated transcription; mesoderm formation
Cellular component (GO): nucleus
Molecular function (GO): DNA-binding transcription factor activity, RNA polymerase II-specific; RNA polymerase II cis-regulatory region sequence-specific DNA binding
Source: RefSeq, a predicted model, not a curated record
UCGCGCAAAGGUGGUUGUGUUUCCUCUUGGUUGCGGCGCGGGAGAUUGGCGAAGGCGAUCGCCCCAGAAUUUAAGUGGCGACGGAUAUUUUCGGAGGUGUUUUACUAAUUUGCUGGUUGAAGGUGUGAAGUGCAUGUGUGUGUUUUGUUGAUAAAUAUUUUGUAUUCGACUAAAGUGACAGGAUUCUCGGUGGCAACUUACAGGUGGAUCUUUGGGAUAGUCAAGUGCAAUCAAACCCACCCGCCCUCAAUUACCAGCACCACCACGGACUGUCGGGGGUCAAAGAAAAGUGAUUGUUGUGUUGAAUAUUGAUGGAACAUUUGACAAACCCAUACUAAUUAAUUAGUGUAUAUCCAUAGAGUUAUUACAAAGAUUAUUAUUAAAAUUGUCCAUAUUUGAGUAAAAAGUUUUAACGAGCAAGCAAGUUGUUUGGCGAUCGAAAAGUGCCACGCUGGUAGUGCGUCCGGAAUUGUUUGUUAAUUAAUUUAUAGUAUCAAAAAUUAAGACGCCAGUGCGGAUUCUAGCAUGCUCAUGCUGAAGUGCGGCGAGUCGGUAAUGAUCGGUCCUUAAAUCCGGACUGGGGAAGAUGCCGGACGGCGUAUAAUCAAAGAGAGUCUAUAGAUCGCGGAACAAAACGAAGCGGGAGUGCAUGGGGGGCCAAGAACUUGGCAAUUUAGUUCUAAGCGAAAGUUGUGUGUGUGUCCAAAAGCUCUAAUUCCCGUCAUUGUGAUAAAUAAUCCGUUUGUCCAAACUCAACUCCUCGUCUGGAUCAGACAAUUUGGAACCAGCAAGUGAAUCCGGUGUGGUUAGAAGGAAAGUGUGAUCUUCGACACCUGGAGGUUGUCCGUACAAAACACAACUGCCUGUUAGUCACAAAUGCGCUCGGUGGACCAAAUGGCGACAUCCCACAUCCUGUCCGCCAUUGAUCCUCUGAUGACGGGCUCGACCAACGGCAGCCCCGGCGGUGCACCCAACAACAGUAUGUCACAUUCCAAUGCAAGUAGCGCUGGCGGUGGUGGAGCCAGCCAUGGGCGGGGCGGAGCCAGCGAACGCAAUCUCUCCGUCACUCUGGACGAUCGUGAUCUGUGGCUGCGGUUUCAAAAUCUCACCAACGAGAUGAUUGUCACCAAGAAUGGGAGGCGCAUGUUCCCAGUGGUAAAAGUGACCGCCACCGGUUUGGACCCGACCGCGAUGUACACCGUCUUGUUGGAAUUUUCCCAGGUGGAUUCGCACCGCUGGAAAUACGUAAACGGGGAAUGGGUUGCAGGUGGUAAAGCAGAAGCACCCCCACCAAAUCCUGUUUACGUUCACCCGGAAUCGCCCAACUUUGGUCAGCACUGGAUGAAAGAGCCAAUCUCGUUUGCCAAGGUCAAACUAACCAACAAAACCAACGGCAAUGGCCAAAUCAUGUUGAAUUCUCUACACAAGUAUGAACCACGUGUGCAUUUGGUUCAAGUGAUUUCUGAGCAACGCGAGCAGAGAAAUGUCCACACUUACCCAUUCCCUGAAACGCAAUUCAUCGCUGUUACAGCCUAUCAGAACGAAGAGGUGACCUCGCUGAAGAUCAAAUACAACCCGUUUGCGAAGGCUUUUUUGGACGCUAAAGAACGACCUGACUCGGUGUACUCGCGAGAAAAUUCCACAUACGGAUGGUUGAACUUCCAUCCAUCCUACGCAACCGCCCAAUCUCCACUUCCGACAGCAGAGCGCUAUCAACACACUGCAAUGAGGACAAAUCGAGUGGCACCUUAUACCACCCAGCGCUCGAGAAGUACCAGUGGAAGUACGUCACCUCAAUCGACAACAUAUCUUCCGCUGGAGCCCGUCGCUACGUCUGUUUUUCAGUCGUAUCCCACCGCAUGGCAAGCGCAGCCUACCGCUUCCGGCGGAUCCUAUUGGUCCAACUCGAACACAAACCCCGGAAGUCCGAACUCAAUAGCGCCAAAUAUCUCACCAACCCCAUCCAAUGGUUCUCCCGGCUAUGCGACAUCGUCGCCCACAUAUUCAACUCAUCAUCUGGCACCGCAUAGCAGUCAGUACACACCCACCUCGACAACGUCCGUAUCAACUGGGGCCCAGAUAGAUGUCUACCAGCCUAGUGUUUCUCCGCAGCAAAUUUAUGCCUCGGCGGGUCAUCAGAUUUACCAUCCAACUCCGACGGUCUCGCCAAAUCAUCAGCUGUACGGAAAUGUGUUGAAUCCACCCACGAUAACAAACAUCGGAUACUCAACCUCUUGGCACAGUGCGAGUGAUUACACUGUCUAUCAAGGCGCUUACCACUACCCAACGGCUGAGUACAUCCCUAUGAUCGGGGACAUUGGCAAUUACAACCAUCCGACGGAAAUCACCGAACUGACGUCCGUUCCCACGUCCCACCAUCAUCGCCAUGAAACAGCAGCGGCAUCGUCACCGGUUCCAAUUCAGUACCAUACCGGCCACCACCACCACCAUCAUCCAUCGUCUGUAGACAGUGGGUCUCUUGUGGCCGGCGGACUAACAAGCCAUCAUCAUUGUGCGGACAAUCACUCUCCGGAACCCAAUCAUCCCGGCAAUGCAGGGCUUUCAUCUUCAUCUCCCGGAUUGGGUGGUGCAGCAGUGGUAUCUCAAAGCCCCGUAAGAGGCUCACCGUCAGGAGCAUGGACCCCGCUCACACCACCCCAGACUACCCACAUCUAGGUUUAGUGUGGAAAUUGUUGUUGCUUACACUGAGGAAACUGUUCUGAAUAUAUGUAUUUAAGAAGUUAAAUUGGUUGAGUUAAACCUUUCAAAAUGUCAAAGUAGCGCGAAUAAGGAGAUUGUUUUUCAAUCUGAUAGUUUAAUAGAAUAGAAUAAUUGCAGCAAUGAAGGUCACAUUUUUGUUGCUGAUAUGAUGCUAGAU